UCUUUUUUAUUUCUGUCGGUAAGUUACCGAUUCAAAUUACGCGCGAUUUUCAACUGACAGUUGUAGCGGCUCUGACAUGUGUGUAAAGUAAUUAAAUCAUAAUAAUAAUAAUAAAUAAUAAUAAUAAUUAUGCAUGAUGAAGCUUAUUAUCAAAGACGUAUACCGAGAAGAAAUUUAGGAAAUUGGAAUAAUUUUUUAAGAUUUAUUUGGGAUAAUGACACGCGCGCAUUUUUAAAUCGAACUUUCAAAGAAUGGGGUCAGUUGGGAUUAUUUUAUUUAUGUUUUUACGGAGCAUUAUUUUCAAUAUUUAUAUUACAACUGUGGAUUAGCUUUAAAAAUAUUGGAUUUGAUCGUCCAUACAUCCAGCAUUCAUAUGAAAAAUCAAUUGAAUCUAGAAUAAUAUAUUAUCAACCUCUUAAUCGUGAUUUACAUACACAAAAUCCAGGUCUAGGAUUUAUACCAAACAUUCAUAUUUCUGUGGCACCAAUAAUUUGGAUAAAUAAAAAUAAUAAAAAAUCACAAGCUCAAGGUUACAUUAGAGCGAUUGAUAAUUUUUUAAAUUCAUAUCGCAAUAAAAUAUAUAAAAAUUCAUCGCUUUAUUUUGACAUAAAAUUAUUAGGAAAAUGUUCUGUUUCACCAUACGGAUAUUUUGAACAUAAACCAUGCGUUUAUUUAAAAUUAAAUAAGAGAUUUGAAUGGUCACCAGUUUAUUACAACAAAACAUCAGAAUUACCGGAAUACAUGCCGACGACAUUGAAAACACUUGUGCGAUCUACUUCUCAGCCUUAUAUUUGGAUAUCUUGUACCGGUGCGACAAAUUUUGACAAUCAACACAUGGGAAUUAUUGAUUAUCUUCCACUUGCUGGUUUACCUGUCAAUUAUUUUCCUUUUACCGGACACCCCAACUACUUGUCACCAGUAGUGGCAUUAAUUUUUAAUAAUCUUACUGAGUUUUUAAUUACAGCUAAUAGACUGAUAACAAUAAAAUGUAACAUGUGGGCUUAUAAUAUCGAUCAAAGCAGCCCAUUGUAUUUUCAAAUAUUUAAUGAAGAUGAUGAUGAUGAUGAUAAUAAAUAAAUUUUGUUGUUAUUUGAAUGACGUAGUGGUCUGUAGUGUUAUUGGAAUUUAAUAUAAGAAGUAAGAGUAUGUUGUGUGUUAGUAUGUUAGUUUGGUAUCUGGUGGGGAAGGGACUAAAAUAAAGGUAGAGGAAAUGAAUAAGAUUGUAGAUUGUAGUGAGUAGAGCAGACAAGAGUAUACAAGAGCAACAGUCGUGGGCAGUAAUCAUUACAUUGAAUAGACAGCAGUCGAGUGAAAGAAUUUAAAUAGCGGGGAUACUUAAUCAUAUUUUUUAUUUUUAUUUUUAUUUUUAUUUUUAUUUUAUUUAUCAUCACUCGUGCUCACGAAUUUGUGUUGUUAAAAUGAGUCGUAGAAAUAAUAAUGAAAAA
Microplitis mediator is the source of this 1445-nucleotide messenger RNA. RefSeq names its product sodium/potassium-transporting ATPase subunit beta-2-like. Gene Ontology annotation, cellular component: sodium:potassium-exchanging ATPase complex. The record is from RefSeq and is a predicted model, not a curated record. The coding region runs from base 130 to 1077 and encodes 315 amino acids. NCBI's taxonomy places the organism in Eukaryota, Metazoa, Arthropoda, Insecta, Hymenoptera, Braconidae. The transcript has 6 exons. Gene Ontology annotation, biological process: potassium ion import across plasma membrane; intracellular sodium ion homeostasis; sodium ion export across plasma membrane. Gene Ontology annotation, molecular function: ATPase activator activity.